AUGGCCAUGGACCUCCCCAAGUCAGCAGCACCUGCCACAAGGCUUACCGAAUUCAUAUCUCGAUUCCCAGCGCCAGAAGAUGACACGCAGAUGCCGCGGUGGGUAGAUAAAUUCAACGACGUGCUGAUACUCUACAAAUCGAGAACAAGGAACGACCCAUGGGAUGAAGCGACCUGGAACGCUGUGCAGAAAGUGCUCGACAACGUCGCAGACAGAAUCGCUGGCGAGCUGCAAACGUGGGUGAUGGCGAACUUUCCGGAACUUGCCGCUGCUGUUGAGCGUCGAGAGGAGGAAUACGGGCGCACCUUCUCAGCUGUCCACACAGCUCGACCAUUAGCAGAGGAAACGGACAGCCCGGUAUCGCCGCGGAACGAUACGAGCAAUGUAAAAGACGGAGAUCAUACAACUUCGCCAUCGAAUGUGCCGGACAUCAACACCAGUUCUUGGUCACUGGCAGGCGCACGAUCGCACAUGCAUGAUCAGACCGUUGACGAGAGACUCGAAAGGCACAGCCGGAUUACCAGCGAGGGGAACAUCGACGAGAUGGUGAGUAGUGCCUACGGUGCGUAUGAGCGCAAGAAGAAGUGUGACCGCUGUCUCCGCAAGUGGGGAAUCAAGAUUCACUGCCACCUUGAGGAAGGUAGUGUUACGUGCGAGAAAUGUCGGUAUGACGGGCGAACAUGUAUGUGGGACGGCUUCUCCCUGUCCGAUGAGUACUACAAAGGGAAGGCAAGGCCGAAGCUAUCCUUCUCCGGCGUCAACGCAUUCGCGGAGCACAGACGUUCCGUCGAAAUGCAGACCCCAUUUACUGCGAUGGUGCAUGAGCGCGCAGUUGCGCCAACUCCAGCAGAGGUCGUACCGAGCUUGGAAGAUCGCAACGAGGAGGGCGAUGUUCCUACAGCUACUCUCCCUCAUUAUGCGCCGCAGUCGGAUGGAAGCCCCGACGAGGAUGAUGACGCUGCUAUCCUUCGUAGUGUCACUGAGGAGGAGCUCAGCUCGAUUAGGGGAGAAAUAGCGACAGAGGAGGAGAAGGCGACAGAAAUACGAUUCAUCAUAUCGCAGCUGGGCAGGCCUGUCGAAAAAUCCUUCAUCUCUGCGAGCGUCAGAAUGUCGGGUCCUCGACUGAGUCCGACGGAAACAGUCCUUCGUUUCCUCCGGGAGAAUCCUGUGCCAGAGCCUGGGAUUCCGCUCGGCCAUUGGUCAGCGGCUUACGACGAGGUUCUGAAGGCCUACUAUUCGCACUUCGAGCAGGGAAUCCCUGUCGAGCAUGAGCCAGUCCUGGAAGAGGCUUGCACGCAGGCGAUGAUGAAGGUAUAUGAGCGAUCAUCCCCUGAAUUCCUCGCCUGGUUGAAGAGGUCACACCCAUCGCAUACGGCGUUAGCAGCAAAUGAAGGGUCACAGGGACAAGUGACACGAAACGGCUCAUCGAGCACCGGGAGCGUAAGAAAACUCGGCUUAGCUACGCCACAACCCAUAAUGGCACCCAAUGGAGCGCCCGCCAAGGUCGGUCCGCCAAAGGGUGCUCGGCGACGCACUGUAUCGGCGACUCCAGUCACAGCCGACUCCGUCGUGUCGAGGAAAUCAUCAAAGCGAAAAGCUUCUGAGCUGGAUUACGACAUUGUCACAAACGGCGUGAUGCGCUUCCGUUAUCCACUCCGUGCAGCGCCCAUCCUGGAGCUCCCGCGUGUCAACAGUCUUCUGGUGCCGAGUGUCGAUAGGGAACCCACAACCGACACACGCAUCAUGUCGGCGAAGAGGCCGAGAGUAGAGGAGGAGAAGGCACCACUCCCGUCGCUAGAACGGAAAACUCACCUUAUGCGUACCCCGCGUGCGGAUAUAGUCGCUUCCGAGCGCACUCAAGCCUUGGCAUACCCAAUCACAGCCAAAGCGCAACCGGUAGCUGUGAAGGCAGAGAUCCACAGUGGUACCAAGAAUGACCUUUCGUCGGCCGAGGACGGCGGCUACAAUCCGAUUUCUCCCGUCGUACACGAAAACAUGCAGGCUCCAUCGCACGCCGGCGCGUCCACCACUGCACAACAUGCUCCCAACUCGCGUACGCACGGCGUUAACGAUGUGGAGAGGGUGUAUCACAUUGCGGAGGAAGAACUGAAACACGUCAACGCCCGAAUCCAGGUACUUCGCUGGCAGGCCCAAGCCCUCGAGACGCAUCUGGCCAGGAUGGAUUGA
Fomitopsis serialis is the source of this 2187-nucleotide messenger RNA. RefSeq lists its product as uncharacterized. The record is from RefSeq and is a predicted model, not a curated record. The transcript is spliced from 10 exons. Bases 1 to 2187 code for a protein of 728 amino acids. Lineage: Eukaryota; Fungi; Basidiomycota; Agaricomycetes; Polyporales; Fomitopsidaceae.